AUGAAAUUUAAAGAGAAAUUUUAUGAUAAACCAGAUGCCACAACAGUUUCUUUGCUUCAAUCUAUAAAAAUGAAUCCCUAUUUCUAGAAGCUGAUAUCGUUUUCAUUAAAUUGCCUUUUAUCACAAAUGUAUUUACCUAAUAACAAACAUCGAGAUAAUUCAAUCUAUAUUUUUAAAGGUAAUGAAAUUUUGAUCUUAAGAGGGAUAUUCUAUUCUUAUAUAGUGUAUAGAUAACCAUAGGUAGAGUGAUCAAAUAAUAUAUAAUGUAUGUGGUUGUUUAAACAGAAUGAUAGGUUUACAUAAAUUUAGAGAUGAAUUCAUAGCUAAGAAUGUUAUAGAUAGCAAUCUUAGUCAUGUUAUCUCUUCAAUAACUAAUAGAUAGUUAUCACUUGAAGCUAUUAAAGUAAUGUUAUUUAUCAUUUUAGUCUACACUAGACCUUUAUCAAAAUCUGACUUUUACAUAGCUCCAAACAGAUUCACUUGCAAAAUCUAAUAUUUUAAUUGGAUUUGUGUAAAUUUUGAUAGUUUCCAAACCUCUGUUAAAUGAGAUGAAAAGAAUAUUUGAUCUGGAAUACAAAAUGUUAAGUAACAUUUUAGAUUUAUUAAAAUAGUAUAGGAAUGCAUUAUUGAAAAUAUUAAUAUACAUGAACUUAUUACUAUUUACAUAUAAUUGAUGCAAGAAUAUAUAGACAAUAUUUUUGUAAUCAAAGAAACUUUAAGAAUUUUAUUACUAUUAGUAAAUAAUAAAAAUGCUUUGAAUAUAAUAAAAUAGAAACAGUCUAUUCCUUUGAAAAUCAUGAGUGAAAUUUUAAUAUAGCAUAAUGAUGUAUUGAUAUUGUUUUUAGAUAUAGAUUGAUGUGAAUGAUAAAGGGGCUUAAAUUUUGUAGAGCAUAAUAAAUAUUGAAUAGAUUUAAUAAAAUAUCUAAUCAAUUAAAUAACUAGAUUAAUAAGCUGAAUUUUCAAUGAGUCUCUUGGCUUGUUUGAUACCAGCAAUCCAUAGUCAAAUCAAUUUAGAUGAAUUCAUUAAUAUUUUAUUUGAUUUGAUUAAAGGAUAUAAAAAAAUUAUUAAAAGAAAACACAUAUUAAGAGAUGCUCUUAAUUGUUUGAGUAGACUCUAUGAUUAAGAUUAAGAUUAUGUAUUUAUUUUAUCCAUAAUGUCUAGGCUAAUAAAUUAAAAUAAUUUUUACCUUUAAUGAUGGAAUUAUAUGAAAAUGAAGAUGCUGAAGUAGUAGCUGCAUCUUUUGAUCUAAGUAGAAAACUUGGAACUAAUCUAACUAUUGAAGAACUUACUAAAAUUAUUGAUAAAGUUAUUGCUUAAUUGGCAUAAUUGAAAGGAGUUAAAGAUGGCUUAAGAUUAUUAUUGACUUAUGCAAGCAAAAAUGAUAAAACCUUUAAGGCCAUUGCUAAAGGAAAAGAAGCAUUCUUUAAAAUCAUUGAAAAUGUUAAUAAUCAAGCAUCUUAAGAAUAUAAUUCUAAAUUAUUGUUGUUAAUUCAUCAAGACAUUAAAGAUUAUCUAAUCAAAAAGCUUUCUGUCAUUGUACAAUUUAUUUAAAGACAUUAUCUAUGGAAAAGAUCCUUAUUAUAUUACAUUCAAAUUUUAAAUAAAUAUCCUGAGCAAGUAGCAUCACUUAAAUCCAAUUUGAUCAUUUCAGUAUUGUCAUGUAAAAAAAAUAAAGGUACACAUCCUUAAUUUACUUCAAGAUUAUAUUACAAUUGUUAACACCUUAAAAUAAGUUAAAACUGAUUCUGAAGCUGAGGAAGAUGAUCCUGAAGAAGUAACAGUAGAAUUUUAAUAAAAUGAAGAAUUAGAAUAAUAGUUUAUCAUCUUAGUGAGAAACUUGACUAAAUAAGAUGAUAUUAAAACAUUAUAGAAAGAACUUAUUGGAAAUAAAUAUAAUGAUGAGUUAUCGAAAGUAAUGUUUGAAAUACAAUUAUUAAAACUCUCUUAUUAUGUUUAAAUUGAAGGUGUGUUUUACUUACAAAAUGACUAUUUCACAGAAUUAAUGAAUUGUUUAUUGAAAUUCUUGAAAUCUUAUAAAACCGAACAUUUUGAAAUUGUUUAAUGCAUAUUUUUAUUGUUGUAAACUAUGUCAACUUUUUAUUGGAAUGACAAGACUGGUAAUUUAUAUACUCAAAAGAAAACCUCUUAAUUAUGUUUUGAUUUCUUAUUUUAAUCACUUGAGAAUGAAGAACUUUUAGAAUCUAGUUUAGAUACUAUUCUAUUUAUGGGUGCAGGUUGUAAGAAUUCAAAUAAAAAAUAACAUCAUUUAUUAGAUAUUUAAGAUAAUUAAUAUGUUAUUCAAUUCAUAAGUUUACUGUAAAUCCUCAUGAAGAAAUAUGUAUAAAAAGAGAAAAUCUAAUUGAAGAUCUUAGAUAUUAUUAAAAUUUAUUUACUUUUUGAACUUUUUAAAUAGAAUGUAAGAGAUCUUCCGAAAAUUCUAUGUAGAAAACUACCAGAGGAUACUACAACUAAAGAAAUGGGAUUAGAAACUAUUUAAAUAUUAUCAGACAUUAAUUAUACAGAUAAUGCACUUAAAUAUGUUACUUUAUUUCAAUUGUAGCAUUAAUAUGAUAUUGAAGUUAUUAAUUAAGUAAUUCCUUAUGUUGAUACUGUUUAAAAAUAUGAGGGAGAUUCAUUUUUAACUGAGGAUAUUAAAAAAUAAAUAAAAUAGAUGAUUUAAUAUUUUGAAGAAAUGGAAGAUCAAGAAUUAGGUGCUGAAUAUAUGGAUAAACUAAGUGUUUAUUCUACAAUUCCAUAAGCUUUAGAAUAUGAAUUUGAUUGUAAUAUCCUAGAUGCACUUAUAAGUGUCCUUAAAUAUUGUGAAUUAGAAAAGGGUAAAAUAUUUAUUAAUUUAUAGACAAUGAUCGUUUAUUGUGUUCAUCUAUUAACAUUUUAACAUAAAUGUUGAUAAAUAAUUACAUAGAACCUAUAGAAAUAGAUAAGUGUUUUUAAUUUCUAUAAUAAAAACGACAUAGUGAAAAUCCUGUAAAUUUGCUGACUUAUUAUCUAUCUAAAGCGGAGGCAGUAAUUUAAGCAGAUUAUCUCCAAUUUAUUUUGUAAAACUAUGAGUUAAUAUUAGAGAUUUGAUGGAAGAAUAUUAGAAUAAUAAAUUUGUAAUUACUAAUUUAUAUGAUAUAUUGUACAGAUCAUGUUUGAAAUCUAAGGAUAUCAGUAAAAUUUUAGGAGAUAAAAGAUUUAUUUAAAAAUUAAUUUUAUAAACAUAAGAAUUAGUAAUUGAAUAAAGUAAUGAAGAAUAAGCUAAAAAGAACUUGGCUUGGCUUGAGAAUUUAUCAUCAUCUGAACCAGUGGCUGUCAGAAUAUAGAGGGAAAAAGGAAGAGAAUUAUGCUAUCUAAUUAUUAAAUAAAAUAAUGGCCAUACUUUGUAUGCUUUUAAAAUAUUAGCUAAUUUAGCUAUAUUUUGUUAAUCAAUUUCUUUAAGUUAUUUUUUAGAUUAUUUGAAAUAAAAAUAAUUUCCAUUAGAAAUAUUAACUUCUCUUGAUAUUUUAUUUGAAAAUGAUUAGAUAAAAUAAGAAUUUUAAUAACAAAAUGGAUAAUAACUCUUGCUUUAAUGGUAAAAUGAUUAUCCAGAUCAAUGUGAAAAGCUUUUUAAACAUUUCAAACCUAAACAACCCUUAAUACCAAGAUAAUCAUUAUUAAAGUAAAGACAAUCACUUUUACAAUAAAAACAGUUGCUUAUGUAAUUAAAAUAAGAAAAAGAAUAAGAAAAAUAAUAAAAAUUAGAGUAAAGUCAAGAUAAAAUGAAUGAUAGUUCAUAGAUGAAUAAUGAAUAAACAUAACCUGAAUAAAAUAAAUAAUUAGUUAAAGAUUGUUUAGAAAUAGCAGUCAAGAAUCCAUAAUAAAUAUUAGAUGAAGGAAUGUUAGAAAGAUUAUUUCAAAUAGAAGAUUCUUGGGAAGUAUUUAGGAGAUUAACUAAACAUCAAGAUAUAGCUGAAUAAGUAUUAUAACCAAAUUCAAAACUUUAUUAAAAUACUCUUAAUGAAUUAAAGAAUUAGGAUUCAAAAUAUGCUGAAUAAGUUUUAGAAACAGCUGGUUAGAUUUCAUAAGUUCCUGAAACUUUAAGCAAUUUUGCAUAGAGCGAUGGACCUGUUUCAAUGGUGAAUUUAAUAUAACAUUAAUCAGAUAAUCCAAAAGUUGUUGAGACUGGUUUAGAAGCAUUACAAAAGUUAUGUUAAGAUGAAAUGAUCUUAAGUACAAUAGGGGAUUAAAAUGGAAUAGAUUUGUAAAAAGAUCUUCUUACUAAAUAUUAAGAUAAUAUUGAUAUAAUUAAAAAAUGUGAUGAAAUGAUAUCACAAUUAUCUGUUUCUGAAACUUACUAAGAUAAAAUUGCAGAAUUAGGAAUAAUUUAACAAUUGUUAGAAUAAAUUAAAUAACAUCCUAAUACAAUUGAAGUUGUCUAACCAGCAAUAGAAGCAUUGUCUAAAAUUGUAUAUCGAAAUGCAGAGAAUGGAACUAUUGUAAUGGAAAGUAAAAUUAUAGAUUAAAUUUUAUAAUCUUAAAUUUUAGAUGAAUUGGAAGAAUCUUUAUUAACCUUAAUUAAUAAUAUGUGUUAUAAGAAUGAAGAGAUUAAAAAAUAAAUGAAAUUAGAAUAUCUAAUUAAAAUUUUAAAGAAGAACAUUUAAAAUUUUAAGUAAAAAUCUUUCGAAUAAUGUGUUAAUACAUUAUUUCAUCUUGCUUCCUAUACAUCAAAUAUUUAAUAGAUGAUUGAAUAGAAAUUAUUAGAAAUUAUCAAUGAAUUUAUUAAAAAACAUUAAAAGGAAGUUGAUUCAAUUUUAUUAUUGCUUAAUUUAGAAUUAAAAAUAGCUGCUUAAAUAAAUGUUCCUAUUGAUAUACAUACUGUAGAAUCAACAUUGAUGUAAUUAUUAUGUCAAUUUUAGAUGUUUACAAUUUGAAAAACUUGAAUAAUAAGCUCUCCGCCUUAUUAGAUAGAUAUUAGGUAACUGCUAUUAAUUUAUUGAUUAAUUAAAUGGGUUCGUUUAAAUAGCUAAUAUUUUAAAGAAAGCUGAAUUAAGUUCUUGUGUUCUUACCCUUGAUGUUAUGUUAAAGAUGGCAGCAAUAAAUAAAGAAUCUAUUUCUAAGUUUGAACAAUUAAAUGUUGGACUUGACUUUUCAGAAAUUUUGAGAGUCAAUAAAAAUGAAAAAAAAUUAUAUGAUUAAAUUUUAGACUAUAGUUUAAAAUUGUUUAACAAAACGAAUGAGUUAGCUAAUUAAUUAAUGAUAUUUAUUUAAUAAAAUGAAGUUACUGAAUUAUAAAUUGAUAAAACUUUAUUGAUUGUAGAAUAAGUUGAUGAUAAUGAAAACUUCAUACCUACAUUAAUUGAAUUAAUCUAAAAAAACAAUCACAAACAUACUAAAACUAUUAGUGUAAGAUUAUUUAUCAAUUAAAAUAGAUUAUUUUAUCCAGAGAAUCUAAAGUUUUUGCAAAUCAAAUAUUUGUAAAUAAAGGAAUUGAUGCAUGUGUAGCAGAAGUCUUAGCUACAAAAGAAAAAGAAGUUCUUUUAAACGUAAAUCUAAUUCUUUUCAUUAGUUAGCUACUAUUAUACUUGAUGUUGCUAAAUCAUUAGAAGAAUAUAGAUAAAGUAUUGCUGAAUAGUUCUUAAAUUAAUUAGAAAAAUUAAAUGAACCAGUUUUGAAUGAAUUAAUUAAAUAUUUGUAAGGACCUAAGAGGCAACUAUCUAAAUUAACUGAUGAAAUCAAGAAUUUCUUACAAAAAGGAGAAAUUCUGAAAAUGUAUAAAGAAGAUGGAAGUCGAGGUUAUUAUAGAUUCUUUUGUGAUGAAACAUUAUAAUAAAUUAGAUGUAGAUAAGAAAGCACAAAAUUAGUUAAGCAAAAAUGGAUCUUAAAAUUAAAUUAAAUUCAAGAAAUUAAAAGCAAUUUUGAUAAAAAAUCAUUAUCAUCAAGUGCAUUUGAAAAUUAAAAUUGGCUUGUGAAAUAAAUUCAUAAAAUGAAACAUAAAGGUAAAAGUAAUUAAAUUAAGAAUAGUUAUUGAACCUGAUCGUUGUUUUACAUUAUUUGCUUAAAAGAAUAUUAAACCUAAAACUUUGAAUGCUCUUUGUAAAUCUGAGAGCUAAAAAAACAAAUGGGUUGAAUAUAUUAAAAUUUUGAUAGAUGAAUAACCUUAGCUAAUGUAAUAAUGAUU
Molecule: messenger RNA, 6158 nt
Organism: Paramecium sonneborni
Lineage: Eukaryota; Ciliophora; Oligohymenophorea; Peniculida; Parameciidae
Source: the annotation of a GenBank genome assembly